AUGGAUAUUCAAACUUAAUAAUUAAAUGUAUAAGUGGCAGUCAGAGUAAGGCCUUUAAGCAACAAGGAACUAAAUGCAAAGGACGAAUGUUGUUUGAAGAAUGAGGAAACCAGAGUAUUAAUAACUAUAAUAUAGAUAAUUUUGCCAUAAAGUGGAAAAAUCUUUACUUUUGAUCAUGUCUUCAAUUAGGAUUCAAACUAGGAGGAGAUUUUUGACAGGUAAGGAUUGGAAUUCCUAUUUUCUAGUUGUGUAACCAAUUUAGUUUAAAGAUGCUUUGAGGGAUAUAAUAGUACAAUAUUGGCAUAUGGCCAAACAGGUUCUGGGAAAACCUUUACAAUGGGAACCUUAGGUUUGGAUCAAUAUUCUGGUUUAAUAUUGUGAUUAAUACAUAGACUAGAACGAAUGGGGAAUGAUACCAAGAGCAGUUUAUUUAUUAUUUGAUGAAGUGGAGAAAAGGAAACAAGAAUUAGACUAGGACAUAAUUAUUACAUGUUCAUACAUAGAAUUAUAUAAUGAAUAAAUAAUUGAUUUGCUAAAUGAAUCAACGAUGAAAUCUAAUUUAUAACCAACAAUAAGAGAGGAGAAGGAUCAUACAAUUUCAAUUCAAAAUUUAACAUAAAUAUCAGUAAUGAAUCCUUAGGAUAUGCUUCAAAUAUUAAAUAAAGGAGGAACCCAUAGAACAACAGCAGCAACUCAAAUGAAUUUGAAUAGUUCAAGAUCCCAUGCGAUAUUUACAAUUUAUUUUAAAAUAAACCCAGAAUCAGAGGAAGAAUCUCUAAGUGCCAAAUUUCAUUUUGUAGAUUUGGCUGGUAGUGAGAGACUAAAAAAAACUCUGGCUAUAGGUAAGCAGAUGGAAGAAGGGAUUAAUAUUAAUUAAAGCCUUUUGGUGUUAGGGAAUGUAAUUAAAACAUUAAGUGA
This is a messenger RNA of Paramecium octaurelia, 918 nucleotides long. Lineage: Eukaryota; Ciliophora; Oligohymenophorea; Peniculida; Parameciidae. The record is from the annotation of a GenBank genome assembly.